AUGCACAACUCAACCCCCCUCCUCCUCUUCACCGCCCUCCUACCCCUCAUCUCAGCCCAAACAACCACCCUCGUCACCCCAGUCCCCAUCCAAUUCUACGACUACCCGUCUCCGACCCAAGACUUUAACGAUACCUCCCUCUCCCCCGACCACAAACUCCUCUCCGACAUGCGCUCCUUCCGCGCCGCCCACAGAACCGAGUCCGAAUACUCCCUCGUCACAGCCUUCUUCGCCACGCAGACCGCCAUCCCGUCCCGGAGUCUGCAAAGGGCGGAACAGAGCUAUGCGAGGGAAUUGGCGACGGGGAAUACGAAUGCGGUGGCGCCUAUCGUGACGGUUCUGCCGGAGAGUUUGAGGAGUUGGGCUAGUAGUUAUUAUGCGGCGUAUGCGAGUGUUUAUGUGGGGGAUUUGGGGAGUGAGACAGCCUCAAAUAAAGCCAUCCUCGACUCAGCUUCCUCCCGCGCCUCCUCACGUUCCGCCGAACGCGCAACACGGACUCGGACUCGUACUGGGGAGGGUGAAGAGGCGAGUGCUAGUGCUAAUGCUACCAGCGUCACCGUAUCGAGUAGUGGCAGCUCGGCGAGUGGUACGGCUGGUACGGUGAGUGUAGCUGCGACGACGACUACGGCUAGUGAGAGUACGAGUGCAAGUGCAAGCUCGAGCACUUCAGCUGCUGCGACGGGAGGUGCGGAGGGGGUGGUGGUGGGAAAAUGGUGUUUGGCGGGCCUGGGUGGGGUGAUGGGGGCGAUGAUGGUGUUGUGA
Molecule: messenger RNA, 762 nt
Organism: Bacidia gigantensis
Lineage: Eukaryota; Fungi; Ascomycota; Lecanoromycetes; Lecanorales; Ramalinaceae
Exons: 2
Coding region: 1-762 (253 amino acids)
Source: RefSeq, a predicted model, not a curated record